Molecule: messenger RNA, 3715 nt
Organism: Zootoca vivipara (common lizard)
Lineage: Eukaryota; Metazoa; Chordata; Lepidosauria; Squamata; Lacertidae
Source: RefSeq, a predicted model, not a curated record
UCUAGCUUGAACUCACACUGCAGAAUCCACGCAGAGGAGAAACCAAGUAAAUGCUUGGUGUGUGGAAAAAACUUCAGUGACAGCUCAGGCCUAAGAUCACAUGAAAGAAUUCACGCCGGACAGGAAUCAUACAAAUGCUUACAAUGUGGAAAGGGUUUCAAUGGCCACUCAAACCUUAAAAGACAUCACAAAGUCCACUCUGAGGAGAAACCGUAUACCUGUUUUGAGUGUGGAAAGAGUUUCAAUCACCACUCAAGCCUUAAAUCGCAUCAACGAAUUCACACAGGGGAGAAACCGUAUACCUGUUUUGACUGUGGAAAGAGUUUCCGUUGCAGCACAGGUCUUCUAAUUCAUCGCAGAAUUCACACAGGGGAGAAACAGUAUAAAUGUUUGGAGUGCGGAAUGAGCUUCGCUCACAGCUCGAGCCUUACAUCUCAUCAAAGAAUUCACACAGGAGAGAAAUCAUAUAAAUGUUCGGAGUGCGGAAGGAGAUUUGCUCACCGUGCUAACCUUACUUCACAUAAGAGAACCCACACAGGGGAGAAACCAUAUAAAUGCUUGGAAUGUGGAAAGAGCUUCAGCCAGAGUCCACACCUUACUUCACAUAAGAGAACUCACACUGGUGAGAAGCCGUAUAAAUGCUUUGAGUGUGGGAAGAGCUUCAGUCAGAGUUCACACCUUACUGUGCAUGAGCGAAUCCAUACAGGAAAAAAACCAUAUAAAUGUGUGACAUGUGGAAAGAGCUUUAGUAACUGCACAUACCUUGUUUGCCAUCGCAGAAUCCAUACAGGAGAGAAGCCAUAUAAGUGCUUUGAGUGUGGAAAGAGUUUCAGCCAGGGUACAAGCCUUACAUCUCAUCAAAAAACUCACAGAGGGGACAAGCAGUAUGCAUGUCUUGAGUGUGGAAAGAGCUUCAAUCACAACUCAAACCUUACAUAUCAUCAAAGAAUUCACACAGGGGAGAAACCAUAUACUUGUUUUGAGUGUGGAAUGAACUUCACUAACAGCACAAGCCUUAAUUCUCAUCAAAGAAUUCACACGGAGGAGAAACCGUGUAAAUGCUUGGUGUGUGGAAAGAGCUUCAGUGACAGCUCAGACCUAAAAUCACAUGAAAGAAUUCACGCCGGACAGGAAUCAUACAAAUGCUUACAAUGUGGAAAGGGUUUCAAUCGCCACUCAUACCUUAAAAGACAUCACAAAGUCCACUCUGAGGAGAAACCGUAUACCUGUUUUGAGUGUGGGAAGAGAUUUAGUUGCAACAAAUACCUUAGAAAACAUCAAAAAAUUCACACAGGGGGAAAACCGUAUACCUGUUUUGAGUGUGGGAAGAGAUUCAGUCGCAACAGAAACCUUACAGAACAUCAAAAUAUUCACACAGGGGAGAAACCGUAUACCUGUUUUGACUGUGGAAAGACCUUCCGUCUCAGCGCAAGCCUUACGUCGCAUCAAAAAAUACACACAGGGGAGAAGCUGUAUAAAUGUUGUGAGUGCGGAAUGAGCUUCGCUCACAGCGCAAGCCUUACGUCUCAUCAAAAAAUCCACACAGGGGAGAAGCCGUAUAAAUGUUUGGAGUGCGGAAUGAGCUUCCCUCACAGCUCGAGCCUUACAUCUCAUCAAAAAAUUCACACCGGAGAGAAAUCAUAUAGCUGUUUGGAGUGCGGAAGAAACUUUGCCCAUCUAAUUAGCCUUACUUUACACAAGAGAACCCACACAGGGGAGAAACCAUAUAAAUGCUUGGAAUGUGGAAAGAGUUUCCGUCAGAGUGCACACCUUAGUUCACAUCGGAGAACUCAUACCGGUGAGAAGCCAUAUAAAUGCUCAGAGUGUGGAAAGAGCUUCAGUCAGAGUUCACACCUUACUGUGCAUUUGCGAUACCAUACAGGGGAAAAACCAUAUAAGUGUGUGACGUGUGGAAAGGGUUUCUGUACUAACACAGAACUUAUUUGCCAUCGCAGGAUCCAUACAGGGGAGAAGCCAUAUAAGUGCUUUGAGUGUGGAAAGAGCUUCAGCCAGGGUAUUAGCCUUCGUAUACAUCAAAAAAUCCACAGAGGUGAAAAACCGUAUGCAUGUUUUGAGUGUGGAAAGAGCUUUGGCCAGAGUUCAAGCCUUAGCGCACAUCUGAGAAUUCACAGAGGGGAAAAGCCGUAUUCUUGUUCUGAAUGUGGAAAGACCUUUACUUGCAGCUCUAACCUUCGUUCUCAUCAUAAAAUGCACGCGGGAAAGAAACCAUAAAGAUGCUUGCAAUAUAGUGGAAAAUUUGGUUUAUAACCAUUCAAGAAUUCAUAGAAGCAAGAAGCCACAACAAACUCACACCAAGUUAAAAGUAUUCACAUUUUUUCUCUGAAAAUAUAAGAGGGUGUGUCCUAGCCAGCAGCAAAGCUCAAGAACUGUUUCUCUCGUUCUUGGGUGUCUGUAGUGCAUCUCAGAAGCCUCCUCAGGCCAUUGUGACAGCAUUUCAAAUCCUGUGAGUCGUUCUGUUCUUUUUUAAAAAGAGGAAUUCAAGAAGCUGAGCGAGUCACAGAAAUGAACUGGAGGAUGUUGACUGUAAGGAACAGCUUUGAAUAUACAGUAGACGAAAGGAAGGACUAAUAUUUUCAAACUCUGUAUGAAAGUAUCUAAUCUGGAAAAAGAACAUGGACAGGCCCUAACAUUCAUGUGCUGCUUGUCAACUCCAGCAGGCUUUUGGCUGGUGCUCCAGGAGACAAGAUGGCUCCUUCUCAAAGACCCUUAGUCGUUUCCAGUGAACUAGUUCAUUAAGUAAAGAAGGUCAGGAUUUAUUGAUUUGUUUUGUAAUAGCCGGGUAGUUUAGAAAUGUUUAUAGUGAUUGUGCAUUCCCUUUCUUUGUUCCAGCGGUGUCCCACAUUCUCCUUGCACUUUGUAGAUGGAUGACAAAGGAGUAGGAAUUACUCUUGUAUUAUUAAGGGGAUCACGGAAUCCAUAGAAUUUCCCGCUUUGCAGAUUCAACCAGUCUAACUCUGAUCUUCUAAAACGUUAAGGGCUUCUCAAAACUUCAGUUGUUUUCUUUGCUCAACAGAGGGGUCCAUAAAUAAACUCUUAGAACCACUCCUUCCAACUUAGCCAGGGAUAUUUCAAGCAUACAAAUCUUCAGGAUAAACUUUGGUAGGAGUAGGAGGCCGCAUGCCUGGAGUUCAUUACAUGCACAGUUAGUGCCAACUAAUGUAGAUCAACUCAGUCGGCAGCUGUCUAUGCAGAGCGUUAAAAUAUAUCAAACACUAAUGGAUUAUCACAGGAAGGAAGGCGGAAAUCCAGUUUUCAUUUUGGAAAUUUUAACCUACUUCUGUUCAUAUAAUCGGAUGCCUCUGGUUUUUAGGCCAGGGAAGAAUUAAAACAAUGCAUGGCUCCAUUUUGAGAACUGGAUUUGGUGUUCAUCUCAGAGUGAAGAAAAGUUACUUAAAAGGGUGUGUGUGUGUUAAAAUUUUGAUUUUGAAAUACAGUAGACACUAAUAGCUAAAGAAAUAAAGGAAUUUCUACAAUAAGCAAUCAUUGUGUGCCUGUGCAUAUUUGGGGACAGGGGGAGGAGGUUGAAGGAAGGACUGGGGGUUUCAAAGAAAAUAGCUGCUCUCUUCAGAGCUCAGACAGAAGGAUAAGCAACAUGGAACGAGGACAACAUGGAAAGAGGAGCUGCGUUGAAGUCAGCAGCUUUGCAGGGGUGGAUUGGGACCACUGCUGUUUAUUUUGGACAUUUAAUACUUCU